This is a messenger RNA of Phlebotomus papatasi, 1595 nucleotides long. It is a transcript of the gene Snx16, whose product is annotated as sorting nexin-16. The transcript has 4 exons. Lineage: Eukaryota; Metazoa; Arthropoda; Insecta; Diptera; Psychodidae. Gene Ontology annotation, molecular function: phosphatidylinositol binding. Gene Ontology annotation, biological process: endosome to lysosome transport; early endosome to late endosome transport; protein targeting to lysosome. Gene Ontology annotation, cellular component: early endosome; extrinsic component of endosome membrane; late endosome. Bases 172 to 1209 code for a protein of 345 amino acids. The record is from RefSeq and is a predicted model, not a curated record.
UUAUUUAUUGGGAAUUGCACUGGCAUAAACAGAAGAAGAAGAAGAAAGUAGGGGGAACUUUUUGAGUUCAGGUUCAGACUUUUUCUUGUGAUUUUCCCCCUGUCCAUGUAUUAUUUUAAACGUGGAAAAAGUGCCUUUCAGUAGUCAAAAGUGUCCUUAUCAUUGUUUACAAUGUCACUGAGAUUAAUUCGUAGUCGGGAAGUGAACAGAGCCCAAAGACAAAGCAGACUGGUGACGCCGUCCAUCAAGAGAAAAGAUGACAGGGCUCCCCAGUCCAGAAUAAAACGCUACAAAUCCUUCCCGGACGUGUCUAAGAGUCGUCCGGGAAGGGAUUAUCUAAUCAAGUCAAAGUCUGAGAGUUGCCUGGCGAUUGCUGAGAGUGACCAAGUAGCCCAAGACACGAGAUCACGUCAACUUUCCAAUGCAAAGUCGGAAGUGUGCCUAAAGACCAUAUCGGUGCAUAGCACGGCAGCUGCCUCGGCGGUCCAUCCGCCACCGAGGAGCUAUGUAAAGAAUCCCCGGAAGGGUGGAGAGCGAAAUGAUCUGACAUCAUCGAGGAUGAGCUUAAUCACUCCGCCGGAGAUGCAGUGCCGUGGCUUUGCGGACACAGCUUCCAUCCGGAUCCCCAUCAUUGGGUACGAAGUCAUGGAGGAAAGAGCUCGUUUCACGGUCUUUAAACUUCGGGUAGAGAAUCCCUUCACGAAUGAUUGCUGGCUGGUCCUGAGGCGCUACACGGAUUUUGAGCGCCUCAAUAGCAAACUCAAGUCAAUCUUCCCGAAACUCAAUCUUGUACUCCCAAGGAAGAAGUUCUUCGGGGAUAAUUUCAACAGUGUCUUCCUGGACAAUCGUGUUCAGGGACUUCAGCACUUUGUUAAUACAAUCAUGGCAGAAGAAAAUCUGAGAAAUUGUCAAUUUGUCAGGGAAUUCUUCUGCCUCGAUGAGCCUCCCACAUACUCUGAGAGCAUGGAGGAAUGUCGUGCAAUCUUUGAGGCUCAAGAGGAAACUAUUGCACACUUGAAACUCCAAUUGCGUAACAAGGACGCUCUCUUGGUGAACUUGGAACAGAAACUAAUGAUGGAAAUCAACGAAGUUGAAAAGCUAAAAGCAUCACUUCAAGCUCUCCAGGAGCAUCUUAAAAUGUCUUCCAAAGAUGAGAAAAUUCCGCAUCAUUCUCGAAAUGAUUUCGUGAAUAACAACACGAGGUACUGAAAUUCCCGAAAUUGUUGGAUCUGUGUCUCAUUGAUGUAAGUCAGCAAAAUCACAUGCUGUGUAUUUUUAUCAACACUACUCAACAUAUUCGUGGGAAAGGUGAUAAAUAAGAAGAAGAAGAAAAAAAAGAAAAAAACUCAUCGUUUAUUAUUUAAAAAACAAUUUUUACACAAAUAUUUCGUGUAUUUUCCAAUGAGAAAGUAUUGAUGAAAUCUCCAAGUGUGGCCUUUUCACACUUAUUUAGUUAAAUGAAUAUCAACAUGAUUGUUUACCAAAUAUUUUUAUGUGAAAAAAAAUUUGAGAGAGAGAGAAAAAGAGUGUAAAAAACUCGUUGGUAUGUUCUCUUAUUAUAUAUUUUUUAUUAAAGUGAGAUAGUUUAUGCAGAA